AUGGUGAAAUCCAAAGACGAGGUCAUCGCCCAGUUCAACGAGGUGGUCAACAUGCCGGCAGAGGAGUUGCAGGCGUGGCUGGAUGACCCCAAGAGCAAAAAGGCAGGCACCGGAGUCGGCAUAGAGAGCGGACACAAGAUCGUUGAGAUAUUAAAGAAAAAUCCAGAGAAGGACCCAGAACAAUACGACGAGGAGGACAUUGAGCAUAUGAGAAAGGUCGUCGCGUAUAGCAGUCGGCACCUAGCGCAAGAAGAUCAUUUGAAAGAAACAAAGACCAAAACAGAGCUGGAGGAUGCGAAGAGCACGAUCAGCCUGAAAAACUGGGGGCAUGACCCGGUAAAAACUCUAGACAGGGUCAAGUCUCCGACUCAGACUCCCGAGAGCAACGAGGAGGCCGUAGACGAGGACAAGCAGUCCGAAUCCGAACCCACGAAUGGAGCUGCUAAGCGUAAGUUCGACGAGCGAGAAGAUAGUGCUGUCGAGAAUGGGGUAGAAGAAUAUGAGGAGGCGGAUGAUGAGGGUCGGGAUCGGAAAAAGUCAAAGACCGCAGAAUCAGAGACGGAAGAAACGCCGGCCGAGGAAGGAGAUGGCAGCGAUGUUGUAGAAUGA
Fibroporia radiculosa is the source of this 609-nucleotide messenger RNA. RefSeq lists its product as uncharacterized. NCBI's taxonomy places the organism in Eukaryota, Fungi, Basidiomycota, Agaricomycetes, Polyporales, Fibroporiaceae. The coding region runs from base 1 to 609 and encodes 202 amino acids. The transcript is spliced from 5 exons. The record is from RefSeq and is a predicted model, not a curated record.